GGCGGUUCAAAAAAUUUUAGCUUGACGUUACCGAUAGUUAGUAUUUUCUGUUUCUGGCUUUCUCGUCGGUCGUGAUGCCUGCUGAACAUCUACGAUGGGAAACUAUAGAAGCCUUAAAAAAUUCACCAAAGGGAAAAAUCGUGUUCGACCCGUACUGGUCGGAGCGGGGCGAGCAUAUUAUGGCAGGUUGCAGAGAGGCCACCAGCUUGUCCUCGCAGUCUGGGGUCAUACUGGAGCGUCUCCACUCCUCGCCCCUGCAGAGGUCCUGCUUUCUGGGUUCCAGCUCGGGAGAGUCCACCCCUGGCCUGUCGGAGGAGAUCCCAGCAUCGAUUUCCUCCACAGGAUCCGUCCCUGACAUCAGCGCAAAGCACAGCACACUUUCUGCAGCGCCUUCUUUAAAAGCCGACCGUGAGCAGGCUGUUAAUGAUGAGGCGAAGGAUGAAGAUCCAGAGGCAGGUGUCAGUGAGGUUUCCAGUCCUGCGUCACCACCUGCCAUUUUCCUGCUGUCGCCCAAAGCCAUGGAUACGGCCGGCUGCAUUAUCAAGUUUGAGGAGGAACAUCGAGAAAAGGCCAAGAUGGAGCACAGACAGCGGCAGGAGAUUCAGGAAAAGCUGGUGGCGGCGGCGGCGAACUCCGAGUCGGAGCAGCUGAAACGCUUCGAGGAAUUAAUGGAGCUGAAGCAGAGACAGGAGUACCAGAGCAUGAGGGACAUGAUGGACAGAGAAACUAAAGAGAGCAUCGGGCGUCAAGAGAAGCUGAAGGAAGAGCAGCGACACAGAAUGAAGAUCCUGAACCAGCGGCUGAGGGAGGUGGAGCAGCAACGUCAGCGGGAGGCAGAGCUUGAGCGGCAGCGGCAGGUGGAGGGCAGGGAGAGACUACGCAACCUCAACACCAUCCAGGAGGAGAUCCUGCAGCUCAACCAGCUGCUGGAGCCGUCCACUCAGACCAAAACCGAUCUCCCACCGGCCAGCCUCAGCUCCUACAGCACCCGCGGCAACCAGCUGUGCUCGCAGGUGUCGGAGGUGGUGCGAAAGACGGCAGAGGGAGAGUUUCCCAGCGUGGAGGACAUGACUGUGGCUGAGAGAGCCCUCCACGAGAUGAGAGCGCUGAUCCAGCAGAUGCAGGAGGAGGUUGUCAAGGUUCAAGAGAAGAAGAAGAAGGAGCAGGAGGAGGAAGAGGCUCGCAGGAAACAGGCAGAGCUGCAGGUGCAGCAGGAGGCGCAGAAGAAGGCGGCACAGUCAGCCAAAGAGAAGGCGCAGAGGAAAGGGCUGCAGAACAGCGCUGAAGACAGCACUUUGAAAUGGUACAAGGAGCUGCAGGAUUCAGCCGCUCGGUGUGCUCAGGCCUUCGAACAGCUCAACUCCCCCAAAGACGCCCAGACAAAGAAACUGAAGCUGGAGCUCCAGAAAGCCGCCACCAUCCCCGUCAGUCAGAUCUCCAGCAACUCCGGAUCGCAGCUCCGAGAGAUCUUUGACAAGAUCGACAAGCUGCUGUCGGGACGGGCCGUGGUGUCGGGGGGGAAGUCGGUCUCCACCUCCCAGCAUCCACAGGGCCUGGACUUCGUCAGCUACAAACUGGCUGAGAAGUUUGUGAAACAAGGAGAGGAGGAGGUGGCGUCUCACCACGAAGCAGCCUUCCCCAUCGCCGUGGUGGCCUCUGGGGUCUGGGAGCUGCACCCUCAGGUGGGAGACCUCAUCCUCGCCCACCUGCACAAGAAGUGUCCGUACGCAGUCCCACACUACCCUCCGAUGAAGGACGGCACACCUGUGGAGGAAUAUCAGAGGAUUCUUGGUUACCGUGUGGAUGACUCUGGGGUGGAAGGUCAGGACAGCUUCCUGAAGAGGAUGUCUGGGAUGAUCCGUCUGUACGCUGCCGUGAUCCAGCUACGGUGGCCCUACAGCUCCAAGCAGGGGCCUGUUCCUCACGGUCUGAACCACGGCUGGCGCUGGCUGGCUCAGAUGCUCAACAUGGAGCCUCUGGCCGACAUCACGGCGACGCUGCUGUUUGACUUCCUGGAGGUUUGUGGUAAUGCUUUAAUGAAGCAGUAUCAGGCCCAGUUCUGGAAACUCAUCCUGCUCCUUAAAGAGGAAUAUUUCCCCAGGAUUGAAGCAGUGACCAGCAGUGGACAGAUGGGCUCGGUCAUCAGACUCAAACAGUUUCUAGAGACGUCACUGCAGAACCGACAGAUCAGUCCGCCCAAAGGUCAGCUGACCUCCAUGUUCUGGAGGUCGUGAGUGGGGGAGGAGGAGACACGUUGGAUGCUGCUGCUGCUGGAUAAAGCGAGAGAGGGAUGUGGUCUGCUGCUGAGAAACCUCUGUGGCUGGAAGGAGACUCUCUCUGCAGGUAACCUGAGCAGGGAAAAGUCGCAGCUGCUGGGCAGAGGGUCGUCACAUCUGUUAAACGGAGGAGUAGCACAGCCUCUGUCCGCUUCCUGCUCUGGUUUCAUUUACUGAACGUCUCAAAGAGCUGAGCAGGAGGCAGCUGAUGGACGGUGACUCACCAGAGGCCACGCUCAGCGACACUUUUAGAUUCUGAGAUAUUUAUCAACAGCUUUGCAAAAGGUUUAUUAGAUAUUUAUCUAUAGGAAGCACGACAUCGUCUCGCCAACACAUCCGUCCUCCCAACGUCUGUUCAGAUGAGCUGCUGCGUGUUGAGACGUGAACCCCCCUCUACAUUAGUGUGAAGUGCCUGAAUCUGAAUCAGAUGAAUGAGUUCUUCAGAGUUCAGGUUCGCGUCGUUCGCAGCUGUUCAUCAGUUCUACUGUUGCUUUGUUGUCGUUUCUGUGGGGAAAAGCUUUUUUGUCGCGCUCAUGAAAUUUGGUCACUACAGGAUCUGUACUAACACUCGACAGUCGCUGCUCACAUCAGAACUGUGUCCAAUGAAUUGAAUGUUUAGCUAUUUAUUUUAUUUUUUAAUAAUGACUCCACCAUGUGGAUCCAAGAUUUAAGCUUUGAGCUGUCGUUUAAUAAGUGUGAAUGAAGUUACCUGAAAAUUAGAGACACAGAGAGUGAAAUCACAAGACUGUGAAAGUUCUUCGGUCUUUAGUUUCUGCAUUUUUCUCAAAGUGAAGCAGAAAUCUGAAGGUGACUCUUUGCUUUAAAGUGAAAUUCAUUGUGAUCUUUUUCCAGCUUUUAUUUUUCAGAGCUUUGUUCUGAACAUAAUGUAGAAUAAACAGGUGGCAGAAUUAUUGGAAUCAUCAGGAUUUGUGCAAAAAUGUCUCCAUCCACAAACCAAAUGUCUGAAAUAAAACCACACCAACAGUUCACUGGAAAGUUUUUUGUCACAGCUUUUUUUUGGCUUCAUAAACAGUAAAACU
Molecule: messenger RNA, 3316 nt
Organism: Toxotes jaculatrix (banded archerfish)
Lineage: Eukaryota; Metazoa; Chordata; Actinopteri; Toxotidae
Gene: gle1
Product: GLE1 RNA export mediator
Exons: 15
Coding region: 75-2234 (719 amino acids)
Biological process (GO): regulation of translational termination; regulation of translational initiation; poly(A)+ mRNA export from nucleus
Cellular component (GO): nuclear pore; nuclear pore cytoplasmic filaments; cytoplasm
Molecular function (GO): inositol hexakisphosphate binding; phospholipid binding; translation initiation factor binding
Source: RefSeq, a predicted model, not a curated record